AUGGGGCCUCACGGGCCUGAUGCUCUCGCCAGGCCAGAAAGGCCGACGUGGUGCCCUUCCUCCUCGCAGAGGCUCCUCAGCGCCCCUCCUGUGUCCCCGCGACUUCGCAUACGACCCUGGUGGUUCCCAGUGCAGGAACUCAGCAAUCCUUUGGUACUCUACUUGGAAUCCUGGGUGGCAAAACUGAUUUUUGGUUCUAAAGAAGCAGAAACCUCAGAAAUAGAGUGGAUGAGCCAGGCCUUACUGAGAGUGGACACAGCCAACUCUGGGAACCUAACUGAAAUCACUAUCUUUGGACGACCCAGUGCGCAGGCUCGAAUGAAAAGUAUUCUCAUGAGCAUGGCGGCAACGCACAAAGAAAACUACAUCCAAAGAGCUAUGAAGAUGAAACAACUUGAAGAAUUCUUGAAAGUUCGAUCCUCAAUCUCAAGGAACCAGCGUGCUUCGCAUCUGGGGGGGUUAGAGAGAAACAUGGGUUCUUAAAU
Messenger RNA from Acomys russatus (golden spiny mouse), 485 nucleotides. It is a transcript of the gene Ooep, whose product is annotated as oocyte expressed protein. Gene Ontology annotation, cellular component: protein-containing complex; apical cortex. The record is from RefSeq and is a predicted model, not a curated record. Gene Ontology annotation, molecular function: RNA binding. The coding region runs from base 1 to 483 and encodes 160 amino acids. Lineage: Eukaryota; Metazoa; Chordata; Mammalia; Rodentia; Muridae. Gene Ontology annotation, biological process: embryonic pattern specification; establishment or maintenance of apical/basal cell polarity. The transcript is spliced from 3 exons.